CUGCCAGAGAGACAGGAACUUCGCGAGGCGAUCGGACAGCAGACAGGGAACCCAGCUCAACACCACGGCCCACUGACUCAACUCCCUCCGCCCGCAGGACAGACAAGCCGAGGAGCCUUUGCCCCGUCUAUUGCCGAGAGCCGCUGCCGAGCAUGGCCGCACGAAUGGGACCCAGCAGCUUCGCCGUGGCGCUGCUUGUCGCCCUCCUCUGCUCGGAGGUGUCCGGCCAGGACUGCAGCGGGCAGUGCCAGUGCGGGGCGGGGCCGCCGCCCAUGUGCCCGGCUGGGGUGAGCCUGGUGCAGGAUGGCUGCGGAUGCUGCAGGGUGUGCGCCAAGCAGCUGGGCGAGCUGUGCACCGAGCGGGACCCCUGCGACCACCACAAGGGGCUCUUCUGCGACUUCGGCUCGCCGGCCAACCGCAAGAUCGGCGUGUGCACCGCUCGGGACGGCGCCCCUUGUGUGUUCGGAGGGAUGGUGUACAGGAGCGGGGAGUCCUUCCAGAGCAGCUGCAAAUACCAGUGCACUUGCCUCGACGGGGCGGUGGGGUGCGUGCCCCUGUGCAGCAUGGAUGUCCGGCUGCCCAGCCCAGACUGUCCUUCCCCACGAAGAGUUAAGCUCCCUGGGAAGUGCUGCGAGGAAUGGGUGUGCGAUGAGCUCCGAGAACAGACGGCGGUUGGACCUGCUCUAGCUGCUUACAGACCAGAAGACACUUAUGGACCUGACCAAGCAAUGAUGAUGCGUGCCAACUGCCUGGUCCAGACCACGGAAUGGAGUGCUUGCUCAAAGACCUGUGGAAUGGGCAUCUCCACCAGAGUCACCAAUGACAAUGCCUUCUGCAGACUGGAGAAGCAAAGCAGACUCUGCAUGGUCAGACCUUGUGAGGCAGACUUGGAGGAAAACAUCAAGAAAGGCAAAAAGUGUAUUCGCACCCCCAAAAUCUCCAAGCCCAUCAAGUUUGAGCUCUCCGGCUGUACCAGUGUGAAGACCUAUCGAGCUAAAUUCUGUGGGGUCUGCACUGAUGGACGUUGCUGCACCCCCCACAGAACAGCCACUCUUCCUGUGGAGUUCAAAUGCCCUGACGGUGAGGUCAUGAAGAGGAGAAUGAUGUUCAUCAAGACCUGUGCAUGCCACUACAACUGCCCUGGAGACAAUGACAUCUUUGAGUCUCUGUACUACCGAAAGAUGUAUGGAGACAUGGCAUAAAGCAGGAGACACUAGGCUCUCAACUUGACCUGACUGGCAUCUCAUUUUGUAAACAUGAUUCGAUAGCACAAAGUAUUUAAAUCUGUUUCCAAAAAGUUCAGACUGUUCCAUGUGACUUAAGACAAAUUGUCUUCCGACCCCAAACAUUGGUUUGAAGAAGAAAGUAAAAUGGCUCAUGGGACCACAGCAAAGCACAGCUUCAGAGGACACUGUUCAUGGAGUGGUGUUUAGGGCGUACUAGGGGGCAUAUGCAGGAAGAUCAAUGUUCCCUUAGUAUGGUAACGUGUGUUCCACCUAGUAGUGCAAUUGAAGAAGAGACCCUUAGCAUGUGUGCUGACACUGGUUGAGUGACAGCAAUGGCGGGAAUGUAAAUCAUUACCCAGCAAGGUGCUAAGUAAAAUGUGUUCUGUUGGUCAGGACUGUAACGUUUCAGCUUUGACACUGAUUCAAAUGACUUGUUCAAGAAGAAUCAGAAUCAUGUCUAUUUGACUGGACAGCUUGUGGCAGUUAAUUUGCCUGUAACAAGCUAGAUUUUUAUUAAUAUUGUAAAUACUGUAUAUAUAUGUACAGUUAUCUAAAUUAAUUUAAAGUUUUGUGCCUUUGUUAAUGCUUUGAUACUUUAAUGUUACCUUUUUUUGUUUGUUUUGAAAGAAAUAGGUAGGACGUAAAGCUUGUCUGACAAUGCAUUCAAAGCAUGAAAUAGAUCCUCUAAUGGAAAUUGUUCAGUUAGGGUGACCAGUGAAUCAAAAUCAAGACAGAUUGUUUGCUAAAGAUGAGGUGCCUGCAUCCUUGGGAAACAUCCAUUUGUAUGGUAAAAAUAUGGUUGCCUCAGCUUUAGUGAACAAAUGGCUUUAAGUAAAAUGAAUGGCUCUUUUGUAGCUGAUCAGUUUAUCCACCUGAGAGCAUUUGUUUCUUUCUUUGACCGUGGCUGUUCUUUGAACAGUUUAUUUGUUGAGAAGUGUGACCAAAAGUUACAUGUUUGCACCUUUCUAGUUGAAAAUAAAGUAUUAUAUUUUUUAUAUAAAUGACUUGGAAUUUCAUUUGCCCAACACUAUCCCCCUCCCUUCCUACAUAUUCAUCAAUACAAGGGUUUAUUUUGUGAUAUAUAAAAAUCAAUGUUUUGUUGGUGGGUUUUUUGGUUUUUGUUCCCCAGAAAUCAAUACACUGAGAAUUAAACUUCAUAUCUCUUUCAACACAAUAAACUUGCCAGCUCAUAAUCACAGGUAGGUCAAUGAAAGAUGGGGGAGGGAGCAUUUAGUCUUUCAAACUUUAAAUAGGGGUCCUGGAGAGUUGAACUCAACACUGUUAAGGCACAGCUGUUCUUCUUUUUAAGGCACAGCUGGUUCAUCAGUAACUAGGGCAUGUAUAUUAUAGCACUAAGUGGCUUUAGACUUCAGCUAUCUAGGUUUUUAUGUCUGUCAUGAUGGUAUCUCAGCACUAUGCUAUGCAACAUCUAUGUAUGCUGUUCAGUGUUACUGGACUUUUUUAAUAGUUAAGCACCUAGAUUCCUUCUGAGCUAAAUUAUAGGGAAUAUUUUUAAAGCAUCAUUAAAUUGAAACAGUGUCUCAUUUUUGGGGUCAAAUCAAGAAGUCUUUACUUUGGUAAAACUUCCAUUGAAGAGCCAGUGGGAUUUCUGUUUGUAUGAAGACAAUAAUGUGGCUUAAUGGAUAGAGCCCUGUACUGAGAUUCAGGAGAUCUUGAUUCUAUUCCUGGUCCUACCUCUGGUCUGCUGGGUGGCCUUGGGCAAGUUACUUCACUGUUGUGCCUCAGUUUUCCCCAUUGGUAAAAUGGUGAUACUGACCUCCUUGGUAAAGCACUCUGAGAUCAACUGAUGAAGGGAGCUAGGUAUUAUUAAAAGGUGCCGGCUGGGAACUUAAAACCCAUCUUAGGUAAGCAAAACAGAGUAAGUCAAGAGAUGAGCCAUCUGUACCUCAAAUACUAGCUAUGAACUUCAACCCUGUGUUAAUUCUGUCAUCAGAGUAACAUACAUUUUUAUACUCUUGCCUAUUAAAAGAAGGAACUUUAAAACCAA
Molecule: messenger RNA, 3234 nt
Organism: Malaclemys terrapin pileata
Lineage: Eukaryota; Metazoa; Chordata; Testudines; Emydidae
Gene: CCN2
Product: cellular communication network factor 2
Exons: 5
Coding region: 153-1202 (349 amino acids)
Biological process (GO): cell adhesion; signal transduction
Cellular component (GO): extracellular region; extracellular matrix
Molecular function (GO): integrin binding; heparin binding
Source: RefSeq, a predicted model, not a curated record